Molecule: messenger RNA, 1537 nt
Organism: Nothobranchius furzeri (turquoise killifish)
Lineage: Eukaryota; Metazoa; Chordata; Actinopteri; Cyprinodontiformes; Nothobranchiidae
Source: RefSeq, a predicted model, not a curated record
AUUUGAUCACAUUUGCCUCAUAUUAGAACAUCUGAGCGAGACACAAACUCUUGGACACUUCAGCCAUAAUGAACACACACACACACCACUUCCCUUGGGGUGAUGGUAGAUGGAGGAAAGCUGCAUAGCGAGCACAUUUCAGACAGCGAGGCUGAUUAAUCUCCUGUGUUUUAUUAACAAGCAACUUGAGCCCCAACGGCUGAAGACAUUGUGAUGCUUUGUGGCGUUCUGUGGCUCAAACAGAGGUUCAUUUAUCAGGAGGCACUGAAGCUCCUACAAUAGUGUCACCAGAGUUGUUGUCUUCAUUGGUCCCUGUGAAGAAGGACAUUUAAAUGUCUUCAGGAAGAGGAGGUCAACACGCUGGCUGUUUUUUAACACGUUUGAUCUUUUUCCUAUGAACGGACAUUCAGAGUUAAGAUGGAGCUGGUUUGGUUCUCAGUUGGAGCUGAAUAGAAAAUUCUGGAUUCUAGCACAAUGAAUGGGUCAGCGGAACAGGACACUAACAGCAAACUUCUGAGGAUGGGUCUUCGUAACCCCAUGACCUUAAUGUACAGCGCCAUUUACAUCAUUCUGGGGACUCUGGGAAUCGUGGGAAAUGCGAUGGUGAUUGGGGUUAUUGGGAGGAGUUUGAUGAUGGAGCGUGGAGCGGGACACAAUUCGGACAUCAUUAUAAUGAACUUGGCAGUGUCUAACUUGAUGGUGUCUGUGACGAGAAACAGUCUGCUCGCUAUCUCUGAUCUGGGCUUCAAGCUGUACCCUUCCAAAGGCUGGUGCCAGUUCCUGAUGGGGAUCUGGGUGUGGCUGCGAUCUGUCAACGUCUGGUCCACCUUGUUCCUCAGUGCUUUCCAUCUCCACACUCUGAAGCGGGUAUCGCCCUCUAUGGGGAACUUCCAGGGAUGGUGGAGCACCCAUAAGUCCCUGCUUCUGAGUCUGGGCAUCAUCUGGAUCCUCAACCUCAUUUACUCCAUCCCUGCUUACAUUUUCUCUACUAAUGGGAAUGAAAACACCACCGAGACCCUGAUGCUGGUAAGCAGCACAACGCGCCCCCUGCUGGGCUGUGUGUGGGACUUCCCCACCGUCCACACUGGUCUGGCCUUUGCCACCACAUCGAUGGUCAUACAUGAAAUAUUCCCUAUAAUCCUGAUGGUGGUCACCAACACGACCUCCCUCCACACCCUCUACACCCACAGUAGGCUGCAGAGGUCAGGCCAAGACGCUCCUGUUAUGAAGCGGGUUCCAGCAGAGAGGCGAGCAGCCAAGGUGAUCCUUGCUCUUGUGAUCGUCUUCAUCAUAUCUUGGGGAGGCAGCAUUCUCUCUGUCAACUACUUUAACUACAACCGAGGCAGCUCAGCCGAGUUCCUCUUGGUCAUCGCUCGCUUUACCACCGUCAUCUUCAUCGUCUUGUCUCCUGCUAUCCUGGCAGUGGGACACCGGCGGCUACGUUUGUGCAUCAAGUCUACGCUCACCGACUGAUGCACCUUGUGGGUGACAGCGCUCCUUUGACCUUUGGCCCAAAAAAUAAAUCUAAUUGAAUACU